Micromonas pusilla CCMP1545 is the source of this 2286-nucleotide messenger RNA. RefSeq lists its product as uncharacterized. The transcript has 2 exons. The record is from RefSeq and is a predicted model, not a curated record. NCBI's taxonomy places the organism in Eukaryota, Viridiplantae, Chlorophyta, Mamiellophyceae, Mamiellales, Mamiellaceae. The coding region runs from base 1 to 2286 and encodes 761 amino acids.
AUGCGACCAACCCCCGCAGCCACCUCCGACGCCGCGGCGGCGACCACAGCCUCGAUCGCACCAGCCCCCUCCGCCACCGCGAACGCGCGAGCCUCUUCGACUCGUUUCCUCGCAGCCGCCGCCGCCGCGGCGGCGACUGAGAGAGACCGAGUCGAGGCUGAACAACGCGCCGCCGCGGUGGCGGCGGCUGAGAGGAAACGAGUCGAAGAGCAACGCGCGUUGGAGGUGGCUGACCGCGAUCGUGCGAUCGAGGCUGUGCUCGCCGCCGCGGAGGCAGACAAAGCCGCGGCGAUCGAACGCUUGAAUGCUGAAGCGCUAGCAGCCGCAGCCGAGGUCGAGGCGCGGUUGAAGGGCGCUCAUGCCGCUGAGCUCGAGACAGCGCUCAGAGAGCAGCGUGAAGCUCUCGAACGCGAGCACGAUGACGCGUUACGAAUCGUCACCGCCGAGCUCACGCGCGCGAGCCCGAUGACCCCGCACGCGUCGUUUCGGAUGACACACGAGGAGCUCGUGACGCCGAACACGUAUUCUGAGUAUCGCUCGAACGAAAAGAAAGAUCACAAGCGAGAAAAGCGGAGGAAGACGAAGAAAAAGUUGGCGCGGGAACCCGCGACGACAACGGCGAGUAACGUCGCAGAAGGAGAGAGAACUCCUGCGAGGAGAGAAACACUGGCGGCGCAUAGGGUGGACGCUUCGGAAAUCCGCGCCGCAGAUUCCGAGAUCGAGGAAGAGGAAGCGGAGCGAGUAGCGCGAGAGGCAUUGGAAAUCCAACAAGAGGAGUUGGAGGCAGCGGAUGCUGCAGCGGCGGAGGCCGAGGAAAUCGCGUUGCAAGUAUUGGCGGCGGCUGAAAUGGAGCGCAUCGCGGGAGAAGAGCGGCUCGCAAAGGAGCGAGCCCAGCGGGAAGCGGAGCAUGAAGCGGCAGCGGAAGAGAAGGCCGCGCUCGAGGCUGCCGCCGCGGCUAAGACAGAAGCGGAACACAAGGCUGCCGAAGAGGCGAAGUCGCUCGAAAAAAUCCGCGACCAGGCGAAGACCGCCGCGGUCGAGGGCCGCGCGAAGAUUCACGACAUCGAGGAGCGCGUGCAACUGUUCGAAAAGCUCGUGACAAAGAAGGACGACGACAUGAAGCGUAUGAAAGACGCGUUGGAAGAAGCUCGAGGUGCCGCCGUCGUCGCCGCCGAGGCGGCGAAAAAAUUGGAAUCCGCGCGAGACGCCGCGGAAGCGGAGGCGGACGACCUGCGCGUGCGGUUGAAGAACGGCGAGGCGGGAGCCGCGAAGUACGCGGAUACACUCACGAAAGAGCUCGACAGCAUUCGCGUCGCGGCGACGAGCGCUGCGGAAGAGGGCGGGAAGCGUGUACGCGACGUGAACGAGCGCGUCAAGGAGCUGAUGACGAUGAUGGAGGAAAAAGACAAAGACGUGCGGAACAUGCAGGAGCAGCUCGACGAAGCGCGCGCGGUCGCGGCCGCCGCCGCGGAGGAAGCGAAGAAACUCGAGAUCGUCCGCGAGCAAGCGGAAUCCGCCGCGGUCGAGGGCAGGGCGAGGAUUUCAUCCCUGAGCGAGCGCGUGGACGCGUUGCAGGCGAAAGCCGAGGAGAAGGACGUCGCGCUGCGUUCCGUGCUGGAAGAGCUCGCGAAGGCGCGAGACGCCUCGGAGAAGGCGCGAGACGCGGAGCAGCAGCGCGAGGCCGCGGUCGAGGCCGCGGAGGAAGCGACCGAGCGCCUCAUGGCGAACAAGCGCGAGCUCGAGGAGAUUCGCGAAGAAGCCGCGACGGCCAGAAAGGAGGGCACCGCGCAGAUUCGCGCGCAAGAAGAAGAACUCGAGCGCCGCCGCGAGGAAGAAAUUCUCGCCGCGAAAGCGCUCGAGGCCGCGGCUAUCGAGCUCGAGAAGAUCAAAUCGGACGCGAAUUCUGCGGCGGAGAACGUCGGCGCGCGCAUCCGAGCGCUGCAGGACGAGGUCGAAAUCUUACGCGAGCGCGCGAGCGAGUCUGAAGCCGCGAAGAACAAACUGCGCGACACCGAAGACGAGCUCGAAAAGGCAAAACUCGACGCAGGUCCAGAUACGCGACGCGCGGAAGCCGUUAUGGCAUCGCCGACGCCGGCGGUAACUCCGCCGUCCGCGCGUCCGCGGUGGCGCGACGCGGCGUCCCUCGUGGCGACAUCACCGUACCGAUGGCCCAAUGGCCGGAUGCGAAUGACAUUGCUCAUUCCCAGGGCCGGGCAGAGGCGCCAUCGCCUGCGCCAGAGCAAGUCGCCGCGCCGGAGCAAGUUCUCACCCCGGGGACGACAUUGA